This is a messenger RNA of Macadamia integrifolia, 606 nucleotides long. Its product is annotated as pentatricopeptide repeat-containing protein At1g06143-like. The transcript is spliced from 2 exons. The coding region runs from base 1 to 606 and encodes 201 amino acids. Gene Ontology annotation, molecular function: RNA binding; protein binding. The record is from RefSeq and is a predicted model, not a curated record. Gene Ontology annotation, biological process: RNA modification. NCBI's taxonomy places the organism in Eukaryota, Viridiplantae, Streptophyta, Magnoliopsida, Proteales, Proteaceae.
AUGAGAUGUUUCGAUUGGGCGAAAAUCUACGUGAAGGCUGGAGAUGGCAGAAACGGUGUUGUUGCCUUUCGGCACGAGAAGUAUGUGCCGUUGGGUGGGCCGUCAGGUGGAGAUGGAGGGAGAGGAGGGAAUGUUUAUGUGGAGGUUGAUGGGCUGGGAGAGGGUAUCAUGGGCAGGGGAAAGACCAAGCUGGCGCAUGUGAAAGCCCGUGAUUUGGAUGCUGCACGGCUCCUUUUCAAUCAAAUGCCGAAGCGAGGUGUGGUUUCCUGGACUGCGAUGAUCUCUGGUUAUACCCAAUCGAAGCGGUCUAUGGAGGCCCUAGAAUUGUUUGGACAAAUGAGGGAAUCUGGGGUGAGACCAGACGAGGUCACCAUGGUGAGCGUCAUCUCAUCCUGCACUCACUUGGGAGACUUGGAAGCAGGGAUUGGCAUUCACCGUUACACCGACGAGAAUGAUUUCGGAUGGAUGGUUUCACUCUGCAAUGCGCUAAUUGACAUGUAUGCCAAAUGUGGAUGCAUGGAAGGUGCACUACACAUUUUUAACAAGAUGGAGAGGAAGAGCUUGAUCACUUGGCACUCAAUGAUCCAACCGAAGAGGAUGCUUUAG